Molecule: messenger RNA, 1999 nt
Organism: Acomys russatus (golden spiny mouse)
Lineage: Eukaryota; Metazoa; Chordata; Mammalia; Rodentia; Muridae
Gene: Tbxas1
Product: thromboxane A synthase 1
Exons: 13
Coding region: 1-1575 (524 amino acids)
Molecular function (GO): thromboxane-A synthase activity; heme binding; oxidoreductase activity, acting on paired donors, with incorporation or reduction of molecular oxygen
Source: RefSeq, a predicted model, not a curated record
AUGGCCAUGCAGUGUGAUGAACACAAGAAUCAGUUCUUUGGCUUUAAAAAUUUGUCUCUCUCUCCACCCAGGUAUUCCACAUCGGCAUUUUCAAGGCUGGAGAAGCUGGGCAUCAGACACCCCAAGCCCUCUCCUUUCGUUGGGAACUUGAUGUUCUUCCGCCAGGGUUUUUGGGAGAGCCAAUUGGAACUCAGAAAGCGAUUCGGGCCUCUGUGUGGGUACUAUCUUGGCCGUCGGAUGUACAUUGUCAUUUCUGAGCCAUCCAUGAUCAAGCAGGUGUUGGUUGAGAACUUCAGUAACUUUUCCAACAGAAUGUCUUCAGGUCUGGAACCCAAGCCAGUUUCAGACAGCAUCCUCUUGUUGCGUGACAGAAGGUGGGAAGAGGUCAGAGGUGCCCUGAUGUCUGCAUUUAGUCCCGAAAAGUUGAAUGAGAUGACACCUCUCAUCACCCAAGCGUGUGAACAUCUCCUGGCUCACUUAAAACGCUGUGCAGCAUCCGGGGAGGCAGCCGACAUCCAGAGGAGUUACUGCUGUUACACCACAGACAUGGUGGCCAGCGUGGCCUUUGGCAUCCAGGUGGACUCACAGAAUGCCCCAGAAGAUCCCUUUGUGCAACACUGCCGGCGUUUCUUUGCCUUCCGUGUCCCCGGGCCUCUCCUGGCUUUAAUCUUAUCAUUUCCAUCCAUAAUGGUCCCAUUGGCCCGGAUUCUGCCCAAUAAGAACCGAGAUGAACUGAAUGGCUUUUUUAACAAACUCAUUAGGAAUGCGAUUGCCUUACGGGCCCAGCAAGCCGCAGAAGAGAGACGGAAAGAUUUCCUGCAGAUGGUGCUGGACGCCCAGCACUCCAUGAGCUCGGUGGGUGUGGAAAGCUUUGACAUGGUCACAGAAGCCCUGUUCUCAUCCGAGUGCACAACCCAAAGGAGCUGCCGCACGGCCAUGUCAAAGCCUUUAACUGUGGAUGAAAUUGUGGGCCAGACCUUCCUCUUCCUCAUUGCUGGCCAUGAGAUCAUAACUAACACACUCUCCUUCAUCACGUACCUGCUGGCCAUCCACCCUGACUGCCAGGAGAGGCUUCUGAAAGAGGUGGGCCUCUUCAUGGAGAAGCACCCGGUCCCUGAGUACUGCAGCCUGCAGGAAGAACUGCCCUAUCUGGACAUGGUGAUUGCAGAGACCCUGCGGAUGUACCCACCAGCUUUCAGGUUUACUCGGGAGGCAUCACAGGACUGUGAGGUGUUAGGACAGCGCAUCCCUGCAGGUACAGUGCUGGAGAUAGCAGUGGGUGCCCUACACCACGACCCAGAGCAUUGGCCAAACCCUGAGACCUUUGACCCUGAACGGUUCAAAGCAGAGGCCCGGCUUCAGCAGAGGCCCUUCACGUACCUGCCCUUCGGAGCUGGCCCCAGGAGCUGCCUCGGGGUGCGGCUGGGGCUGCUGGUGGUCAAGCUAACGCUGCUCCAGGUCCUACACAAGUUCCGGUUUGAAGCCAGCCCCGAGACUCAGGUUCCACUUCAGCUGGAAUCCAAAUCUGCCUUAGGCCCCAAAAAUGGAGUCUACAUCAAGAUAGUGUCACGCUGACCUGGAAGGCACGUGGAAAAGAGGACACACAGUGAUGGUGACACCUGCAAGUUACUGUUAGGACGGUACCCAGGAUUCAAACAAAAGCCUCAUGGGGAGAUGGAAACAUUUAAAGAUGCCUUAUCUUAGAGUGAUUAAAGGGUACAUGGCAUGUGAGCCUAAGUUAUUUAUGUCACAGUUCCUAAAUGGUUAAUAAAUGUUUAUCACGCUUCAUUUUGGCAUCACUAAUGUGGCUCAAAGCAUGGUUUUCUUGGGACCAAGAUUAAAUAAGGGAAAGGUCAUUUUGGUUAACCUGGGAGUAUGGUGUCAAAGGAAGCCCGGGCCUCAGGGCAGAGGUGUUCUACAGUGCAGGGGACAUGGGGACACCCAGGUGAAUGGUCCUGACAGUACUGGCAUGGGCUUUUAUAGCCUCUCCCAAUUCACA